Messenger RNA from Marchantia polymorpha subsp. ruderalis, 6047 nucleotides. Lineage: Eukaryota; Viridiplantae; Streptophyta; Marchantiopsida; Marchantiales; Marchantiaceae. The record is from the annotation of a GenBank genome assembly.
AUGGAUGGAGCGCCGGAUGGAUCGGCAGCCUGAACGUGCCCGACCCCGAAGCUGGCUCCCUCCCGUCGUCCCUUCGGCAUCGGAAAAGAUUCAGUGUUUCUCGCGGACAAGGCCGCAGCUUCGUGUCGGGCCUUGGCCGAAGGGGAGGAGGGCCGCCAGACCUCCGAGAUGUUGGCGACCGACGUUGGCUCCGGCGUGCGCGUCAUUUGAAAUGCAAAAACGCAAGUGCUGCCUCGGAGUCCCUCUGUCCUCGUAAUAGCGAUGAUGAUGCUGCUCGUGCUUCCGCUGCACUGGGCACAAGAUGUGAGCACCAGACGUACAGUAGCACUAUCCUUAUGCUGAGACCAAAGCUGCUGCUGCUGCGGCGCUGCGGCACACUGGCGUGAUGAGGAGUGAGUGCGAGACAACACCGAACUGCUGGUGGGCGAGAAGUGUCGAAGCUGUGUGUUAUCGUAGCAACGGAGACGUCGGACUCGCAAGCAUCAGUCACUGAGUUCCUCUUUCGGGUCGCAAGGAAUGGUUUUGAACGAGAAGAAGCCGAAGGUGAAGGCUGCAAUUGGGCCAUUGGGCCAGGAGAAUCAGAUUGAUUCAGAGAGACGAAAGAUCAUGUGUUUAGAAUUUGGCUCAUCGGCCGUGGGCCGAACGUAUGGCGUGGCGUGGCUGGCUUAGGUGAAGCGUGCGAGAGAUUUGGACGAAGGAGUUAGAGAACAAGUUCACGAGGGUCGCGGACAAUGCUGCUCAUAGUCGUCGUGUAUUAGAGUCGACUGAACCGAGCUUUCACGGGCUUUACGUGCUGGGAUGAAAUUUGUAUUUGGCCUUGGAAGAGUGCUCCCACGUGUGCUUGAAAGGAUUGUUGCGCUUGGAAAUUUUUCUGGUGACAGCAGGUGUCACCAGGUAUGACAGUCCCCGAGCGACAAAUAAAGAACUCAUCGUUAGCUGGGACGUAACACAUUCUCUCAGAACGAAAGCGUGUAGGUGAUGGACGUCGUGAUGACAUAUACCACGUCGAAGUUUUAACAGCUCUAGGAGCAUAAUUCCUCUGUAGAUAACACAGGAAGCGUGAGCCAUGGCGGCCCCUGUAUCACUCGAGGGUGGGGAAAUAUGGGGAGACAGAAGGUCCGGUAGCGCAAGCAUGUGGUCUCUUGGUGAGACUAUUUUUUCUCGGUCUUCCACACUGCGGAGGGAACACGACGACGAGGAAGCUCUGAAGUGGGCUGCGUUGGAGAAACUCCCCACGUACGAUCGCUUGAGAACGGCUAUACUGAAAAACGUCGGCGAGAAUGGCCAAGUCCAGCACGAGGAGAUUGAUGUGACUAAGUUGGGAUAUGAAGACCGACAACAUAUCAUUGAGAAAAUUUUGAAGAUUACAGAAGAAGAUAACGAACGUUUUCUGCUGAAACUCCGGGACAGGAUCGAUAGGGUCGGCAUAGAUCUGCCAAAAAUUGAAGUGCGAUUUGAGAAUUUGAAAGUCGAUGCAGAUGUUUUCGUUGGAGGCAGAGCCCUGCCUUCUCUUAUCAACUGGACUGUAUCUCAGAUUGAGAACAUUUUCAGCUUGUGUGGCAUUAAAAGGUCUAACAAGAGGGUUCUGAACAUCCUCACAGACGUCAGUGGCAUAGUCAAGCCCACAAGGAUGACUCUAUUGCUAGGACCGCCGAGCUCUGGUAAGACGACAUUGCUAUUGGCCCUUGCUGGUAAACUUCCGAAGGAUCUCCAGCAGGUCUCAGGUCGUGUAUCUUACAAUGGUCAUGCAAUGGAUGAAUUUGUUCCCCAAAGGACAUCUGCUUAUAUAAGUCAACACGAUUUGCACAUUGGAGAAUUGACAGUCAGGGAAACUCUUGAUUUCUCCGGACGGUGCCAAGGUGUUGGAACUAGAUAUGAAAUGUUGACAGAGCUGUCCAGGAGAGAAAAAGAGGCUGGCAUUAAACCUGAGGCCGACAUUGACAUCUUUAUGAAGGCUACUUCGGUGGAGGGGCAAGAGACAAGUCUGGUUACAGACUACACCCUGAAGCUUCUGGGCCUUGAUGUCUGUGCUGAUACGCUUGUUGGGGAUGACAUGCGAAGGGGAGUGUCUGGUGGACAAAAGAAGAGACUGACUACUGGCGAGAUGAUGGUGGGACCUGCGAAAGCUCUCUUUAUGGAUGAGAUUUCAACAGGGCUGGACAGCUCAACAACGUAUCAGAUUGUGAAGUGCUUGCGACAGUUUGUACAUGUGAUGGACAGUACAAUGCUGGUUUCAUUGCUGCAGCCUUCACCCGAGACGUAUGAACUAUUUGAUGACAUAAUCUUACUUUCUGAGGGCCAGAUUGUGUACCAAGGGCCUUGCGAUUCAGUUCUGGACUUCUUUUCAACCAUGGGAUUUAAAUGCCCCGAGAGGAAAGGUGUGGCAGACUUCUUACAAGAGGUGACAUCAAUGAAAGAUCAACAGCAGUACUGGGCAAAUAAGGAUGAACCAUACAGUUAUGUUUCUGUUAGCAAGUUUGCGGAGGGAUUUAGCAAGUUUCAUAUUGGCCAGCGCCUCGGAGACGAGUUAGAUAUACCUUAUGACAAAACCAGGAGUCACCCGGCUGCUUUGGUACAUGAUAAAUACGCUCUGAGUGGAUGGGAGCUAUUGAAGGCUUGCUUUGCUAGGGAGCAAAUUCUGAUGAGGCGAAAUGCAUUCGUAUACGUCUUCAAAGCAGUGCAGGUUUCAAUUGUUGCCACAAUCACCAUGACAGUUUUCCUUCGAAGUACGAUGCAUCAACAAAAUGUCGGAGACGGGAGCCUUUACCUUGGUGCUCUCUUCUUCUCCCUUCUCAAUGCCAUGUUUAAUGGCUUUGCCGAACUCGCUAUGAUAAUAAGUCGCCUACCGGUGUUCUACAAGCAAAGGGAUCUCCUGUUCUAUCCACCAUGGGCUUUCACUCUGCCGGUUUUCGUAACAAGAAUUCCGACCUCUCUUCUGGAGGCAGGAAUAUGGGUUACUCUGACCUAUUUCGUUAUUGGGUUUGCUCCCGAGCCUGGCAGGUUCAUUCGCUUGUUGCUCCUUCUGAUCGCUACAAGUCAGAUGGCUCUUGGCCUCUUCCGUUUCAUAGCUUCUCUCGGUCGAACCAUGGUUGUUGCUCAAGUCGGAGGAUCGUUUGCGCUUCUGAUCGUCUUGAUUCUUGGAGGAUUUGUUAUUGCUAAAGACAACAUACCUGCAUGGUGGAUAUGGGGUUAUUGGAUUUCUCCUCUUAUGUAUGGGCAGCAGGCGCUCAGUGUAAAUGAGUUCCUCGCAGAACGAUGGAAAAAGCCAUACAAUGAUUCUACAUUUGGAGCCACCACUCUGGGAAAGGCAAUUCUCAAGUCCCGUGCACUCGAGACAAGAGGCUAUUGGUACUGGCUUGGUGUCAGUGUCUUGUUCCUUUAUGCUGCCCUGUUCAAUAUUGCCUUCACAUUGGCCUUAAAGUACUUGAAUCCUCCUGGCAAAACCAAUGCUGUCUUUUCGGAGGAAGCGCUGGAGGAAAAACACGCGAACAGAACAGGAGAAGAACUUCCAUCCAGAGGAGGUUCUCAACGUGGCAGUGAAAGGAGUUGGCUUCCGCAGUCUUUAUCUCAGCGAAGGAGUUCCUCUUUGAGAGAUGUGGAUCUCGUUGGGAGGCGGAUAAGUCUCUCAUCUGUGUUGUCAGGUUCUGAUCAUCUGGAAGGUGGAGACGAUACGGGUGCAAAAGCCAAGAGAGGAAUGGUUCUGCCGUUCCAACCGCUGGCCAUAGCCUUCAGCAAGAUCAACUACUACGUUGAUAUGCCCCUGGAAAUGAAGCGGCAAGGAAUAGUCGACGACAGGCUGCAGUUGCUACGAGAAGUGAGUGGUGCGUUCAGGCCAGGUGUGCUGACGGCCCUAGUUGGUGUGAGUGGGGCAGGGAAAACAACUCUCAUGGAUGUGCUGGCUGGUAGGAAAACCGGUGGUUACAUCGAGGGGAGCAUCAGCAUAUCUGGUUAUCCCAAAAAGCAAGCUACUUUUGCUCGUAUUGCUGGCUACUGUGAGCAAAAUGAUAUACAUUCACCUAAUGUAACUGUGCAUGAGUCGAUAACUUACUCAGCCUGGCUAAGACUCUCGGCAGACAUUGACUCUAGCAGUCGAAUGAUGUUUGUGGAUGAGGUGAUGGAGCUUGUGGAGUUAACUCCUUUAAGAGAUUCUCUAGUAGGUCUUCCUGGACAGACAGGUCUGUCGACCGAACAAAGGAAACGAUUAACCAUAGCUGUGGAAUUGGUGGCUAACCCAUCCAUAAUUUUCAUGGAUGAACCAACUUCUGGUUUAGAUGCACGGGCUGCUGCCAUAGUGAUGAGAGCCGUUCGAAAUACAGUUGAUACUGGGCGAACUGUGGUCUGUACGAUCCAUCAACCCAGCAUUGACAUCUUUGAAUCUUUUGAUGAGCUCCUGCUCAUGAAACGGGGAGGACAAGUUAUAUAUGCUGGCCCUUUGGGACAUCAAUCUUCAAAGCUAGUCGAGCAUUUUGAGGCUGUUCAAGGUGUGCCAAAAAUCAAAGAAGGAUACAAUGCAGCUACCUGGAUGCUGGAAAUUACCUCAAUCGCAGCUGAAGCUCACCUUGGCAUAGACUUCGCCGUUAUCUAUCAAAAUUCAGCUCUUUUCCAGCGUAAUGAGGCCCUCAUCAAGGAGUUGAGCUCUCCUGCUCCUGGAGCGAAGGAUCUUGUGUUUCCGACUGCAUAUGCACAGCCAUACAGUGUGCAGUGCAUUGCUUGCUUAUGGAAGUUGCAUUUAUCUUACUGGCGAAAUCCCCUGUACAAUGCAGUACGCUUCUUCUUCACGACUAUAUGUGCUUUCAUAUUCGGUUCCAUCUUCUGGGGACUUGGUGGAAAAAGGGCCAGGUAUCAAGACCUUCUGAAUCUUAUGGGGUCAAUGUAUGCAUCAGUUCUCUUCCUCGGAGUGAGUAACUCAUCUUCCGUGCAGCCUGUUGUGGGGAUCGAGCGCACUGUAUUUUACAGGGAGCGAGCAGCUGGGAUGUAUGCGCCGUUGCCAUACGCUUUUGCUCAGUUUUUCGUUGAAUGGCCUUACGUACUGGUUCAGUCACUUUGGUAUGCAACCCUCGUGUACUCCACAAUACAACUUGAAUGGAGUGGUGCCAAAUUUUUCUGGUAUAUCUACUUCAUGUUCUUCACGCUUCUCUACUUCACCUACUGGGGUAUGAUGACGGUCGCUGUGACCCCUAACGGUCAGUUUGCAGCCAUCAUAUCAUCAGCCUUCUACGGUCUCUGGAAUCUCUUCUCUGGCUUUUUAAUCACGAGACAGGAAAUACCCGCUUGGUGGAAGUGGUAUUACUGGUUAGAUCCAGUAUCAUGGUCGCUUUAUGGUCUACUAGAUUCUCAGCUGGGUGAUGUGGUCGACAAAAUCAAACUCCCUGAUGGCGGCAGAACAACGAUAAAGAAGUACCUUGAAACACAUUUCGGUUUCCACCAUAAUUUUCUAGUUUGGGUUGCUGUCGUGCAUCUGUGUCUCGUAGUUAUGUUUGGAUGUGUAUUCGCCAUAUGCAUCAAAUAUUUGAACUUCCAGAGGAGGUGACCAUUGUUGACAAUAGAUGGCUGACUCAAAGACUUCCAAAGAUGGUGACUUUCUUUAGUAUCAUAUGCCACGUCCAGCGUUUCAGUUAAUCAGUUCCUCUCUGUCUACCUUAGGUAACAGCUUUUGAGCGUAAUAUGGGUAUAGAGUUUUAGGGAUGUAUUUAGAAUUUAUAUGAGCCCAGUUUAGGAUUUGCGUGGAUAGUCUGAGAUGCUGGACAAAAGAAUCCCGUCUGCCUGUAUAUUACGAAAGACUGUAUUUUCCUAUCAAGCAGUCUUCCCAGACAUCUGCUUUCAUGAAGGGCUUCUUGAGCGGCUUGAUAUUGACAGCUGACUUGGAAGGCAGUUCAAGAUCUUCGGGACAUAAAAGUGCAACUGGCGAUCUUUAAACUCUGUGCGAAGUGUUUUACAAGGUGUAAUCCCGACACUGAAAGGCCUCCCAAAACCAGAGCGUAUCUCUACUCGAAUGUAUCUGACAUUUGUUUUGGAAUAAAGUGAUGUCAUGUACUUUGUCCUAGAGU